AUGGCAGCACCAUCACAGGCCCUCGCUGAGGGCCAGUCUAUUCCUUCCAUUGAAGGGUUGACUUUACAUUCGACCAACGAGCAGUCCAAGUUCCCCGGCUGUUAUCCGUCCCUGAACCCCGUCGACAUCUACCGUGAACACAUCUCCGAGAAAUUGGCGGAGGUAACUGGUAUCGAUCCGCAAAUGAUAUACACCAAGCUGGCAUGGACAAACAGUCUUGACAAGGGUGACUUGAAUCUCCCAGUCGCCGCUUUACAGAUCAAGGGAAAGAAGCCCCAGGACCUUGCCGUCGAGUUGGCAGAAAAGUUCCCCGAAUCAGACUUGGUGGAGAAGCCGACUACGUUUGGCGUCCAUCUUCAGUUCUUCUUCAAGCCAGGACCUCUCACCAAGACGGUCAUCAGCCGAAUCCUUGAGAACAAAUCCACAUACGGAACCAAUGGUAACUUGGGUCUUCGAGACCCCUCCGACCCAUCCAAGGGAAAGAAGAAGGUGAUUGUCGAGUUUUCGUCGCCGAAUAUCGCCAAACCAUUCCAUGCUGGUCACUUGCGUAGUACGAUCAUCGGAGGUUUCAUUGCAAACCUAUUCACAAUCACCGGAUGGGAGGUUAUCAGAAUGAACUAUCUUGGUGACUGGGGAAAGCAGUACGGUCUUCUUGCCAACGGUUUCGAACGAUACGGUAGCGAAGAAGCUCUUCUCAAGGAUCCCAUCAACCAUUUGUUCGAUGUCUACGUCAAGAUCAACAAGGAUAUGGCAGUGCAAGAAGGCCCCAUCAAGGAGCUGCGGGAAACAAUCAAACAAAAAAAGGAGAAGAAUGAGGAUGUCUCUGCUGAAGAAGCCGAGCUCUCAAAGUUGGUCGACGCUAGUGACGAUGAAAAGGCCCGUCGCUACUUCAAGAGCAUGGAAGACGGUGAUCCAAAGGCGCUCGCUCUGUGGAAACGGUUCCGUGAUUUGAGUAUCGAAAAAUAUAAACAGAUCUACGCUCGUCUCAAUAUCGACUUUGACGUCUAUUCCGGUGAAUCCCAAGUCUUGCCUGAGAGUCUCAAGAAAGCUUAUGAAACCAUGGAAAAAUCCGGUGUAUCUGAAAAGUCAGAGGGCGCCGUGAUCGUUGACUUCACGAAGCACAAAUUCAAGAAGCUCGGUAAGGCCAUCGUUAUUCGAAAGGACGGCACCCCUCUAUACCUUACCCGAGACAUUGGCGCUAUUGUAGAACGUCAUGACAAAUACCAAUUCGACAAGAUGAUCUAUGUUGUUGCAAACCAGCAAGAUUUGCACUUGGCCCAACUUUUCAAGGUCACGGAGUUGAUGGGCCACAAGGACAUUGCCGACAAAUGCCAUCAUAUUAACUUCGGUAUGGUGCGAGGAAUGAGUACCCGAAAGGGAACAGUGAAGUUCUUGGAUGAUAUUUUGCGCGACGUUGCGGAUAAGAUGCACGAGGUCAUGAAGAGAAAUGAGGACAAAUACGUGCAAGUGGACGACCCUCUCGCAACCUCGGACACCCUCGGUAUUACUGCCGUUAUGGUGCAGGACAUGUCUGGAAAGCGUGUCAACGGUUAUGACUUUAACCUCGAAGCCAUGACUUCCUUUGAGGGUGACACAGGCCCCUACCUACAAUAUGCCCAUGCUCGUCUCUCCUCUAUCAUCCGCAAGGCCGAAAUAAAUCCCGAAGAUCUACCCAAGGCCGAUCUUUCAAUCCUCACUGAACAGCACGCCAUUGAUCUUGCGCGAUACUUGGCUCAAUGGCCGGAUGUGGUCCUCAACACCGUUAAGACCCUCGAACCUACUACGGUCCUUACAUAUCUGUUCCGUAUGACACAUAUGCUCAGCUCGAGUUACGACAUUUUGCGUAUCGUUGGCCGAGAGGAGAAGGUCGCCUUGGCGCGUAUGGCUUUGUAUGCCUCGGCGCGACAAGUGCUUUACAACGGUAUGAAGUUGUUGGGACUGAAUCCUGUUGAACGAAUGUAA
Messenger RNA from Talaromyces marneffei, 1962 nucleotides. RefSeq lists its product as uncharacterized. Lineage: Eukaryota; Fungi; Ascomycota; Eurotiomycetes; Eurotiales; Trichocomaceae. Gene Ontology annotation, molecular function: ATP binding; arginine-tRNA ligase activity. Gene Ontology annotation, biological process: arginyl-tRNA aminoacylation; mitochondrial translation. The record is from RefSeq and is a predicted model, not a curated record. Bases 1 to 1962 code for a protein of 653 amino acids. Gene Ontology annotation, cellular component: mitochondrion; cytoplasm. The transcript has 3 exons.